AUGCGUGUAGGUCCGUCGGUAUGGCGGUGUGCCUCUUCCGUCACCUUCGAACUGCUUGGGCGGGUACCGCCCGGACGUUCUCCACGUUACUUCCAGCAGCAGUCUGCGGCACGCAAAGUGAUGGACGGCACAUCCCUUGCCGUACUACCGGCAGCCCCAUCGAGGGGGUCACGUCACGCGACACAGCAGGCAUUGCUGGAGUUGGAGCCACAUCCCACCGCGGAUGCCCUGUGCAUCACUGCGGAUGCUGUGGAUGAGGACAUUGUGUUAGAUGGCGUCCACGCAAAGCAACUCUCUGGCGUGGCCGUCUCAGCAGAGCGGGGGAAGCUCUCGGAGCAUCACCCAGCGGCACGUGGGGUUGGGUCAGACGUGAUUGAUUUGGUGACCGAUGCCUUCAAACAAGAACGGAAACGGCUUAUUGCUCAGCGGCGUCGUGUGCUGUAUGACUUGACGCAUCCCAACCCGUCGGAUUACACGUACAAGGACAAGCUGGUCCCACCACCGCCUUUGAGCUUUGGGAAAAUAACGGAUGAAGCCAAACAACUUGGAAACAAAGUUAUGCUGGGCCAGCAUUACACACUGGUGCGACGGGCAGGCAUGAUGCGGGAUGAGACGGAUACCGCUUCCACCACGGUCGGGGGACAACAACGGCGAACACGACGAAAACCAACGCUGUAUGAUAAUCACAAUUUUUUUUUUGAGCUAAACGAUUUGUAUCAAGAAAUUGUCCUGGUCGGCAAGGCUUGUGCGGGAAAGUCGAGUAUGUUGAAUGCGCUGCUAGGGCAGCCAGUAGCCAAGACAAGUAGUCAACCGAACACAACGCGACAAAUUUCUUUUUACCAGAGUGUCUCACCGGAGGAGAUGCAACGAUACCUUAAUGUGAAGGGCAACGGCCUGGUGAAGCUUCCUGGCGGCGGGGUGCAGUUAACAUUUGUAGAUGUCCCUGGCUUCGGCAUUGAGGGAAUGUCGGAUCAGUGGCGUGACAAGGCAAUUGCGCUCACAGACGCCUACCUGGGUGUGCGGCGCUCAGUGAAUACAGUGCUUUUCUGCAUUGACUGUGAACGUGGACUCACAAAGGUGGAUUUGCGCUACUUUUCGUGGCUUGAAAACCUUCACGGGGUGUUUUUUAUAGUCUUGACAAAGUGCGACUCCGUGCCACACUCGCGCGUGUGUUCUGUCAUGCGGCAGAUUUACGCCACCAUCACCAAGAACCGCCGCAAGUACCGAAAGGUGUUUCCCUUUAUCAUUCCCACCUCUGCGAGGGACGGCACCAACAUUGAGUUUCUCCGCGGUUUGAUUGCGGAAACCUCCGGCCUCAUCCCAGGUGAUCGGCUGCGACAGCUGUUGAAGACGAAGGCAGACGCGGAUAUGGAGGCGGCGUUGAAGGAGGAAGCAAGGCGCGUACAAGAGGCCCACCGGGUGGGAACGCAGGAAGCGAAGGCGUUCUUUACAGCAUUGAAAGAGGAAAAAUAUUACAAUGCGCUGGGUUCUUCUGUAGGUAAUGCACCGUCGCCCCCGCCACCAAUGAAACCGCAAAAAUACGUACUUCCUCUGAAUGGCAGUGAUGCGACAGCCAUGGAUGCUCACGUGCGCACACCGGCUGACGAGCCGUUGUUGGCGUUUCCUUCAGAUGACUGGAACAGGCAGAAUAAUAACGACAUCGUCCCUAACCUGAAUCACCCUUUUGGCAUGAACGAGAAUGAGAAGGUGAGACGACGACAACGCUUCUUAGCGUGGCGUCACACCCAUCCGCUUCAACGGCAUACGUCUGAUUACGGAACCUUUCGGCUUAAUACAGGACUUGAAAGACCUGAUGCAGAGUGGCUUGAAUUGCCGUACAUGGAAACUGGCGUCAGUGGUAAUGAUGCGAAAAGCGACUGUGUUGUGGCAGCGCAAAAGAACCUCACAUAUCUAACAGAGGGGGGAAACAAUAAUAUGGGCUCUACUGGCUCAGUCACUCCGGUGGGGGACAGGGAAAUGAAGGAUGAAACUGUAAUGACGACGACGUCAACCGGGACAGCGUCGCCCUCUGCUGUGAUUGGAUUGUGUGAAGGAAGCAAAAGUCCAACUGUGCAUCAACAAACGAGCGGCGGAGUCUCUCAGUUUUUAGGACUUCUGGACGAUUAUGCAAAGCAGGCUGCACCGGUGGGUUGGGAUAAGCGGCGGUGUGCCAAGGAGACGAGGUGGCGUGAACGUCUCCAUAUGAGAUCUGUCACUCGUUUUCUUGUUGAGGAGAAGGACGGCCGAAUUGCGGAGUACAAGGCGGGAAAAAAGUUUGGCCCUUCGCUUGUGGAACCUUGUGAGGUGGAAAAGCGGCGCUCACAGUGGGCUGCCCGUCAGUUCGUGCAGCAGGCUGUGGCAGUUCGCCCUACGUCACCGUGGACGGCACUGGACGUGUUGCGAAAAGAGAGAGAGCGUGUCAAGCAGGAGGCGGCGAUGAGAGGGAUGACAAAGAAGGAACUACAGGCGUAUCUUCGCAAUUCUGGAAGCGUCACGGAGGGCUUUGAGAGCUUUGAAGGCGAAGUAACGGCUGCCAAGUACAUGAACGAGAUUCGGCAAGCGGAGACGCUGCGCUCUCAGAAACAGAUGCAUCUCAAUAGCACCGCCAAAAUAUCGUACCGCUCGAUGCCGGUCGGGUUAUGGAAAAGGUAUGGGGAGAGAGCAACGUAUUGGCCGACGUCCCGUGUGAAGGGCCGGUGA
Trypanosoma rangeli is the source of this 2700-nucleotide messenger RNA. RefSeq lists its product as uncharacterized. Gene Ontology annotation, molecular function: GTP binding. The record is from RefSeq and is a predicted model, not a curated record. The transcript has a single exon. Bases 1 to 2700 code for a protein of 899 amino acids. NCBI's taxonomy places the organism in Eukaryota, Euglenozoa, Kinetoplastea, Trypanosomatida, Trypanosomatidae.